Messenger RNA from Panonychus citri (citrus red mite), 4128 nucleotides. Its product is annotated as peroxisomal acyl-coenzyme A oxidase 3-like. Gene Ontology annotation, cellular component: peroxisome. The record is from RefSeq and is a predicted model, not a curated record. Gene Ontology annotation, molecular function: FAD binding; pristanoyl-CoA oxidase activity; fatty acid binding. The transcript is spliced from 2 exons. The coding region runs from base 2008 to 4128 and encodes 706 amino acids. Gene Ontology annotation, biological process: lipid homeostasis; fatty acid beta-oxidation using acyl-CoA oxidase. NCBI's taxonomy places the organism in Eukaryota, Metazoa, Arthropoda, Arachnida, Trombidiformes, Tetranychidae.
GGAAGAUUAAAAAAAGAAUAUAUAAAGAAAGUUAAACAAUACUACUAUUAUUAACUAACUCGAUUUCAAAUCUAUUCUUUUAAUUGUUGUUAAUUUAUCCCAGGAAAUAAUCAUGAACCAUUUCUUAGCUGUUACUUUUGUCGUCGUCAUUUCAUCAUAUUAUUGUGAUGCUCUUUGGAGUGGAUCUAAAUUUGGUGAUUGGGCUAAAGGAAAGGCUCCUUGUGAGGUUUGCAUGUCUGAAGUCAUAUCGGAUAUAACUGAUUUGAGAUUAGCUCAAAAUGAGUUCUUACCUGAACUUAAGGAGCGUUGUAGUAAUACCAACUCCUGAAGGAUCUUGCGAUUCUUAUGUUAAAGUAUUCGAGGCUUCAUUUGACCUUCUUAUCGAACGGCAAAGUAGAGCGCAAGGACUCUGUGCUUACUAUGGUGUCUGUGAAGCUAAUUCAACCUCGACAUUAGUUUACAAAUCUUCCUGCUGCUCCAGUUACACCUAAACAAAAUCCUCCCAAAGUUUAUGAUAAGGCCGUUUGCAAGGAAUGUAAAGAUAUUAUCGCUGCGGUCACUUACAUGGGCGCUGGAAACUAUGCUAAUACUUUCGCUGCUCUAGCUGAAAAUGGUUGUUUGUGGUGGAUGAAAACUGACGCAGUUCCAAGUGAAGAAGAUUAUAAAAAAUGUUCCGACCUUAACUCUGUUUAUUUCAAUUCAAUCACCGAUAAUAUGAUCGACAAAACUACUCAGAACUAUUUGUGUUGGGAUCUUUUCGAUGUCUGCGAACCAUCAGAAAAACCAAGUGAAUUGAAAUUACCAUACGGCCAAAAAUCAACCCAUUAACCAACUAAUCAUUUCUUAAUUGAAGAAUCAUAAUGAUAAUUGACAAUCAAUAUCAAUUGUCUAUUCCAAUUGCUAUUGAAAAAUAAAUAAUUUCUCUGCAGUAACAAACUAUCUCACAAUUAUUCUGGUUCUCUAUCAACCAAAGAGUUGAAUAUGAUUACUGAUUAUCUGUUAAUGUAUUUUUUUCAUUUACGAUUCGUGAACUCGUUUGAGGUUAGGCCACGAAAAGAAGAUUGAACUUUGUCGCGAGUUCGAAACAAAAGUCGAACCUGAUCUAUCAGAUUCGAAGUGAAUGAAAAAUCAAAUUUUACGAAAAAAACGACAGAUCAUUUUCCUUUUUCAUCGGUGAUUAUGAUUAACUUUCAAUUACAAUUAAACUAUUGAUUAUGUCUUAGUUUCAAUUGUCAACAAUCAGAUUAAUCCUUUGCAUUUCUGUUGUUAAUCAACUAACUUAAAUUAAAAAGCAAGUUGAAAAACGGUUCAUGAUCAUCAAAGUAACAAUUAAAAUCAGUUAAAUUUUCAGAAAUGUGAAAAUCUAAUCACAUUUUUCUGCUUUAAGUUUAAUUAGUUGAAAAAAGUAACAAUUAAAACGUGAAUACUAAAUGAAUUAUUAUCCCAAGGAACAUGAAAAUUGUGUGUUAAUUAAUUGUGAUCAAAUUUAACAAAGAAAAGUUUAAAUCAUGAAGGAAAAAUUUGUCAAAUCAAUUGACUAAUUUAAGAUUGGUGUUAAUGAUUAACGGUUGGUGAUGAUUACGAUGAAAAAUUAAUACAUUUUGAAGGUAAGGAAAAGUUAAUUGUAAGGAAAUGAUAUAAUAAUUAUAGCAAUUCUAAUGAACAGACGAAGCAAAGUAAUCAAGCGAAUCAGAAUGUUAACAAUUAACUGAAUUAAAAUACAAUAAUAAAGGUAAGCAAGUGAAAAGGAGUUGACUAAAUAAGACAUGAAACUAAUUUUCAUGUAUUGUAACUGCAGUCAGUUAAUUGUUAGUUGGAAAAUCAAAUCAUCUUUAUCUUUGCGAAUCAACAAUUUAACAAAAGUCACUCACAAUUAAAACUCUUCUUGUUGAUUCAGACAUUUGCAGCUAUUGACAUUUGAUCAGUUUCAUUCAAAUUGUGAUUGUGACUAUUUUAUUGGAUUCGUUUUGUAUUUUUGUUUCUGUUGAUUCUUGUUUAAUUGUUAUCAUGUUUUCAUCAACUGAAUUAAAUGUUGAUCUUGUUGCUGAUUGUCUACCCGAUUGGCCGAAGGGUCCGCUUGAUGAGUGGCGGUCAAGGGCAACCUUUGAUUGGAAGAUGAUGAAACUUGUUCUCGAAGGUGAUUAUGUUAUUCGUUAUAAGAAUCAAAUUUGGUCCAUGUUAAGAUCAGAUCCCGUUUUCCAUCAAAAUCCUUGGGACGAGUAUAGUCGAGAUGAGGAGAGACAAUUAACUUUUGCUCGAUUGAAGCAUUUAGUUGAUUAUAAAUUGUCUUCCGAAGAUGAAGAUCUAAGUCAACCUUUUAGGAUUCCAACUUUUGUUCAGGCAAUUGGUCAGUUUUCUUGGUCUUUAAUUGUUAAACGGACACUUUCCUAUGAAUAUUUUGUUCUUGCCUGUAAAUCUGAUAAAAGCGGCCGCAAUUCAGAGUUAAUUGUCGAUGUGAUGAACUUUAAAGGCCUCGGAGCUCUCAGUAUAACGGAACUGGCACACGGAAGUAACACCAAGGCAUUGAAAACAUCGGCAACUUUUGAUCCAAAGGAUCAGUGUUUCAUUUUUAAUACUCCAAACUUGGAAGCGACUAAAGUUUGGUCUGGUGUUUUAGGCCAGUCGGCAACUCAUGCGGUCGUUUUUGCUCAACUCUACACAGAAGAUGGUGUUUGCCAUGGAUUACACUCAUUUCUUGUUCCUGUUCGUGACUCAACCACAUUUGAAACCUUUCCCGGGAUCGUCAUCGGCGACAUGGGCGCAAAAGUGGGUCUUAAUGGGUUAGACAAUGGUUUUAUGACCUUCAACAACUAUCGAGUACCAAAGUCAGCCUUGCUUAGUCGCAGCUCAGAUGUUACAGCGGAGGGAAAGUACAUCUCUCAGGUCAAAGAUAAAAGCGAAAGAAUCGGCUCAACUUUGGGUGUCCUUUCAUCAGGUCGCUUGUUUAUUAUCCAAUUUGGUGUUACCAAUAUGCAGUCAGCGUUGACCAUUGCAAUUAGAUAUUCAGCUAUUCGUCGGCAGUUUGGUCCAGCGAAUGGCGAGGAAAUACCAAUAAUCGACUAUCAAAGUCAACAAUGGAGGUUAAUACCUUAUCUAGCGGUUUCAUUUGUGUUCCAUAACUUUUUUGGCUCAUUUUAUCGUGAUUUCGUUCAGUUUUACUUGGCCAAAAUGGUUCGCGUUCCUGGCACCGAUAUUUCCGCCAUGGGUGCUGAGAUUCAUUCACUGUCUUCAGUGGGCAAGGCAAUGGUCACCUGGAUAGCCAUGGAUACAAUUCAAGAGUGUCGGGAAUGUUGUGGUGGAUAUGGUUACUUGAAAGCCGCUAGAUUUGGUGACCUGAGAAAUGACCACGAUGCUAAUGUCACUUACGAAGGUGAUAACAAUGUCCUCCUUCAACAGACAAGUAACUAUCUGAUUAAAUACUACAAGGAAAAGGUUGAAACGGGAAAACCAAUCAGGUCACCUUUUGGUUCGGUUAAUUUUAUUGAUUCAAUUGAUGCAAUUAUGGAUAAAAAAUCAAAUAACAAUCAACUUAAUGAUAUAACCGGAGUGUUAAAUGCUUACCAAUUUCUUGUUUGUUAUUUAUUACGUUUAAGUUACUCUAAAUUGUUACGAAAAACUGAACAAUUAGGUGAUCAAUUCGCCGCUAAAAACGCAACUCAAGUUUACUAUUUACGAAGCUUAUCAAUCGUCUUCUUUGAAUUAGAAGCUCUUAAUCGUUACCAAUCAUUUCUAAUCAAUUUUAAUCAUGCACCCAAAGAGAUAAUUAAAGUUCUCAAACAAUUAGGUCUUCUUUAUGGUCUUUGGUCAAUCGAGAAACAUUUAUCGAUACUUUAUGAAUCUGGUUACUUGUCACUUCCAAAGUCACAAUCAACUGGAAGUGAAUUGAUUACCGGAACCCCGACGAUAAUCAAGGAAUUGAUUCUUCAAUUGUGUUAUGAUUUAAAGGAUAAUUCAGUUGCUUUGGUUGAUUCAUUUUCUCCACCAGAUCAUAUCCUUAAUUCAUCAUUAGGAUUAUCCGAUGGUAAAAUUUAUGAUAACAUAUUUUCCGCUUUAAAAAAUGCCAAAGGCGCUUUUGACCGACCAGAAUGGCUCGAGGAAUUAACUGUAAAUGUUAAACCGAAGUUGUAA